This is a messenger RNA of Saccostrea cuccullata (small rock oyster), 2734 nucleotides long. RefSeq lists its product as uncharacterized. The transcript has 4 exons. The record is from RefSeq and is a predicted model, not a curated record. Lineage: Eukaryota; Metazoa; Mollusca; Bivalvia; Ostreida; Ostreidae. The coding region runs from base 88 to 936 and encodes 282 amino acids.
UUAUUUAUUUAGGAAAGAGGUUUUCUUUAUUAACAAUAACAACACUAAAUUUUUAGUGCAAACUAUUGAUAAAAAAACUAUGAAAGAAUGAAAAAAAUAUACUAUAUAGUUCUUGUAAUUAUUUCACGUUCACAAAAUGGGAAUGUCAGCGCUUUUUGUGAUGGGCUUUUCCGACCAUGCUGUGCAGAUGAAAUGCUGCUUGCAAAUAACACAUGUGUUCCGUGUCAACCCGGAUUUCAUGGUGCAAAUUGCACAAGAGUGUGUGAUUACCCAUACUAUGGUAAAAAAUGUCUAGAUGGCAAAUGUGCCUGUCCGAGAGAGCUCUGUGACAAAGCAACAGGAUGUGUGCAAACAACUAUCGAUCAAAUCACCUUCAUGAAACAGAUGUCAAUCGUUGCAAGGAAAGAAGAUCUGAAUCAUCCCCCAACAACAAAGAGAGAAUAUUCCACUAAAAGCUCAGACCAUACAGUAAAGAAUGAAUCUUCUACUCAAGAUUCAGACCAGCAAAACGAAAAUAUUGUUGCGUCAGGAACUAAAGAAAUUUUGAAAAAUCCCAUUCUAUGGGGCAUAUUGGGGGCAAACUUCAUUUUCCUUAUUCUCAUACUGACGUACGUCUGCAAAAGAACGAUGAGAUGUUGUUCUUCAAAGGAGAGCAAAUCCAAUCAACGGAAACAAUCAGAGGAAACGGCAGAGUCCCAUUAUGAAGAGCUGGAAGAUCUUCACACAAAUACGGAUAUACCGACCGAUUAUAACAGAUUGAAUAUGACUGGGCCUUGUUCCUCCCUCAAGGACUCAAUUUCAUGUUCGGAAUCAUCAAAUUUUAACGAAAGUGGAAAGAGUACGAAUUACUCAUACGAUGACAUAGCUAAUGUAAAAGGUGUCUCUUCAACUGAAAUUGAAAUAGUAUCAAACCGUAAGGAAAGGCACUUUAAUUGAAUUAUAUUGUGGUAUCAAGAAGAUUACAGUGUUCAUUUUUUUUUAAAUCCAUCAAAGUUAAAAAUCAAAAACAUCAACUUCAUAAAGUUACUCGUAAUUUUUUUUUAUCAUUUAUUAUUAUUUUUUACAUUUAAAGGGAAUGGUUUUAUCAGGAAAAUGUCUAUUGUAGCAUGUUUGACCUUUCUAUUCCUGACUCACUUGAAUUCAAUUAGAAAAUUGAGUAUAUUUUCCUGAUUUAAUAUAUAUCCACUUAUGAUUACAAUGAUGCUUUUAAUUUAGCGUCACAUUUAUCCUUUGACUUAAGUUAUUUCUCUUCUUUUUUUCUAUUUAUGCAGAAAAUAAAAAAAAUUCAAACACAUCCCUUUAAAUUAGGAAAUUGUUCCAAUAUUUACAGUUUUGAAAUACUUGAAUUCAUUUCCACGCGUAAGUAAUAUAUCAUUAUAAUUAUAAUGUCAAUAAUAUCGUUUCCGCGAUUCCUCAUAAAUAAUCCUUUUAUAAGGAAAUCUUUUUUAUGAUUAUUUUAAAUUUUUAGCAAAAAUUCACAUAGACUUAAAACGAACUCUUUUUCAAAACAAGAUUAAUUUUAAAAUUUGUAGUUUUAUAAUUUUAGACGUGUUUAAUUUGGUAACAGUUACUUAUCUAUAAUUUUGUUCAUAUGAUAGACUUCUAUAUCAUUGAUCACUGAUAUGUUAAUGAAAUACUUGCAGAUGACAAUUGUAAAAGAAGUCUGUUUUUUUUAAAGAAAUAAUUCACCCUUCGGGUAUAUCUCUUAAAGCAAUACAUUGACUGACCCGUGCAAAUUUUGCCCAAGAGUCACAGAAUAAAAAGCUGAUCCCUAAAUCUCGGUAUGAGUGAAAUAUUCUCAAUAGGGACGUAAAUCAAUUAGGAAACAACAAAAAACACAGGCUUUAAUAAGUGGCUUGGUCUUUCUUCUCUAGGCUAAUAGAAACAACAAUACGCUCAUAAAUAAUUUCAUUUUUAAAAAGUUAUAAGGUGGAAUAGAAUAGAAGAUGAAAUAAAUAUUCUUUAAACUAUGACCAAGUAUUAUAUUUCAUCGGGAUAGAAAAUAGUAACCUUCUUGAAGUUUGUAUUUUAUUAAAAUGAUACCAGCAUCAAAAAGCAAAGUCAGUUAACAACGAAAUUUAUCAAAACAAACAAAACAGUAACGGUGAAAUACUUAUCAGAUGUUAUGUUUUCAUUGUGUACAGAUUGGUGAUAUUCUAUUAUAUUUUUUUAUUUUAUUCCUUAUAUUUUUGAAAAAAAAUAUUCUGAUUUGUUAAUUUAAACGAUUAAUGGAAUCACAAUAAAGGUACGACUUUCCUUUGUUUUGAUACAUAGAUAUAUCAAAGUGUUGAGAUUAUGUACAUGUACUAAACUUGAAAUUUAAUUACUUUUUUGUAGAAAAAAGUUAAACUUCUUAUGAGAGUUAUACGAGGGCCGUUCAAAAAUUACGCGGACUUGUUGCACAGAAGAAAUAUUUGACAACAUAAUCGGGCAAAAUUUCACAAAUAAUAUAAAAGAAUCUUUACUUAUAUGGUCUUCAAAAUUUUAUAUCAAAAUGUUGUAAAUUGGUAUUAAUUUUGAGUGAUUUUUCAGGACAUACCAUUAAGUCACGGCGCAGCAAAAUCUUCGACGUCACAAGCAUUAUAAAAAAUAUGUGAUUGAGCUUUCAUUUUCUCAACAUUUUCCCUUGAGUACCUGUAUAGUUUGAGUUACCUUAUCUACUCAACAUCAAAACACCAUUUCUUGUCAAAUUUAAAAUCUAUUAAAUAAGUAAAGAAUAUUCUUUUUUUUUUUU